Daucus carota subsp. sativus is the source of this 2012-nucleotide messenger RNA. RefSeq names its product two-pore potassium channel 1. NCBI's taxonomy places the organism in Eukaryota, Viridiplantae, Streptophyta, Magnoliopsida, Apiales, Apiaceae. The record is from RefSeq and is a predicted model, not a curated record. The transcript has 3 exons. Bases 287 to 1315 code for a protein of 342 amino acids. Gene Ontology annotation, biological process: potassium ion transmembrane transport; stabilization of membrane potential. Gene Ontology annotation, cellular component: plant-type vacuole membrane; plasma membrane. Gene Ontology annotation, molecular function: outward rectifier potassium channel activity; potassium ion leak channel activity; calcium ion binding.
AGUUGCUGUUAGAUAAACAAGGAAUGAUCUCAUCUGUCCUAAAAAAAGGUGCAAUGACCAAGAAAGAUCCUAAGAUUAAGGACUUUCUGAGAAUACCAAAAAGCCUCUUAUCUUUCUCUUUCUCUGGGAUUUAUUUGUUAUGUAAAGCCUUAUAUAUCAACAUAAAGUUCCUCCCUUGAUAAGAUCUACUGCUGAGUUUAGAUUAGUACAGUUCACCAAUUAUGCACUUGUUAUACAUGAUCAUGCAGCUUAUCUAUUGCAAGAUGUGAAUUUGCUGAUACGUCGAAUGGCUAGCAAUGCAGCUAAGGAGGCCCUGCUACCAGUAUCCUCAAGCCCUUCUGAUUUUAGGAAACGAAACCUCCUUAAGGGGAGCAAAGACCGAAACCAUGGUAGCUCUUCUUCAGUGGACAAUAGUACACAAUUUGAACGUGGGAACAAAGCUCCUCCAGAACUUGCUGAAUCCAUUUUUGACCAACAAGUUCACUUUAAGAAAGUUAUAAUAAUUUUUCUGUCCUAUAUUAGUAUAGGCUCUCUUUGCUUUUACCUAGUUAGGAAUCAGAUGAGAGGUAAGAAAACAAAUGGGGUUCUUGAUUCUAUAUAUUUUUGUGUUGUGACAAUGACUACGAUUGGAUAUGGGGACCUUGUGCCUGAUACUGUCUUGGCGAAACUCUUAGCUUGCGUUUUUGUGUUCAGUGGAAUGGCUCUUGUGGGGUAUGUUCUGAGUAAAGUAGCGGAUUACAUUCUAGAAAAAGAGGGAAAUCUUUUCUUUAAAACUAUAAACGCAAGUGACAUGUUUGAUCCAACUGAUAUAGCUGCAGAUAACAAUAAAUCCAGAUUGAAAUUCUUCACCACAUUGACCAUCCUAUUGAUUCUCGUGUUUGUUGGAACCUUAUUCUUGCAUAAAGUUGAGGGAUUGGAUCUUUUUGAUGCCUUCUAUUGUGUUUGUACCACUAUGACCACUCUAGGCUAUGGGGACAAAAGCUUCUCCACUGGAGGAGGGCGCUUAUUUGCCAUCUUCUGGAUGCUAACUAGUACGAUAUGUUUAGCACAAUUAUUCGUCUACUUUGCUGAAUUCUGGAGUGAGGAGAGGCGAAAAUUGCUGGUGGAUUGGGUUCUUGAAAGAAAAUUGACAGCUGUGGAUCUUGAGUCAGCUGAUCUCGACAAUGAUAAAGUAGUCAGUGUUGCAGAAUUCGUUGUGUUUAAGCUAAAGGAAAUGGGAAAGAUCAGCAAGGAAGACGUGGCAAUGGCCAUGAAGCAUUUCAGAAAUCAUGAUAUUGAUCACUCAGGGACCUUGACAGCAUCUGAUCUCGCCUAACCAGACAUCUCAAUCACAAUGCUGACAGACACUACAAAGAAAAUCUACAAAAACACGGAACACAAUGGUGCAAAACACUUGCUAUUCCUAUUACUCUUAAAAAGUAUGAAUCGAUGCUUAAUUCUUAUUUUGCAAUUUAUAACUUGAUCAUGAAUUGUCUGUCCUUUUUCAUUAGCUUCGACAAUUUAAGCUUAUGAAAGACAAAUGCUCAUACUUAUUCAUCAUUUACAUCUGCAAUCUGGUAUAAGAAACUAGUAGGAAGAGCAGAUGUGGAUUACAUAUAUACCGUUACACAAAACGUAAAAGAUUAACCACAUAGUCACUCUGGUUAUCUUUUUCAGCCCACAACUUCAAAAGUCUUCACUUUUCAUCUCCAGUGUCUCAGAUUCCUCAAGAUACUCUGGCUGCCCUGCGACGUAUUCCAUAAUUCCUUCACCCUCCUUAUCGCCAUAGAAUUCGGUUGGAGUUAUCUUACCAAAGACAAGAAUUAGUACUAGAAACAGAGCUGUUGAGAUGAAGAGAGGCCAGAAGUAAGUGAGAAUUGUAAUGAACUGAGGGGCUACUUGAAGUAAAAAUGCAAAGACUAAAGAAACAAAGAUUGUUAUGACAAAGUGUGCCUUGAAUUUCAAAAGCUUUGGUGAGAUUUCCAUUGCUUAUUUAGUGACAAUGAGAUCUUAAUAAUAGAUCAAAAGGGUGU